GUGCACAGUGGAUGAUUGGAGAUGUGGAGCUCAGUGCUGCCCCUGCUGGUGACCAUCAGUCCUGCACUCCUCUUCCUUCCUGACCACACCAACACACAGGACGAACACUGGCAGGACUACAAAUAUGGCCGCCAACAAGACUCGGAGGUACCAGACAAAAAGUCAUUCUGCUCCUGGAAAUGUCUGCUGUUCACUCUGCAGUGGCCCGGAGCUUUCUGCCAGUCUCUGGAUGAACCGUCACUCUGCAAGAUACCUCAGAAUGUGAACAACUGGACGAUCCACGGCCUCUGGCCUCUCCGUGUGAGGGACUGCUGUAAAUGCUGGCCCAUGUUCAAGUCUGACGUCCAGGACCUGGAGGCCGAGCUGCAGGAACACUGGCCGUCUCUACUGCAGUCCCAUCCCAGCUUCCUGUUUUGGAGAGAAGAGUGGAUAAAACACGGUGUGUGUGCAGCGUGUGUUGAGGGGAUGAACUCUCCUCUCAGAUACUUCCAGCUCAACCUCAAACUGAGAGCACAGUUUGAUAUCCACAAGCUGCUGGAGGUCGCUGACAUCUCUCCGUCUUGUGAGCGACCGUACAAGCUCUCUGAGGUUCAUCAGGCUCUGGCUCCACUCCUGGGGGAGAAGCUUCAGAUCCAGUGUGUGACCGACGACCAGGAGAGGGAGGUGUGGUUCCAGGUGAAGAUCCCGCUCUCUCACAACCUGACGGUCGGCUGUGAUCACCAUGUCGACGCUGACCCGCCCCACCCUCCUCACGGUCACCCCUGCCACCCCCAGACCCCCUUCUACUAUUUCCCCAUCGACCACCAACAGCCCCAGACGCCCUGCGGGUAACAGCGGCACGCAGAGAAACAUAACUCUGAUGGGAAGACGCUUGUCUGGAUUAAACGUGACGAUUACUGUAUACUUUUGUGUCUUUUGGACGUGGCUAAGCGCUGGAGUUAUUGGAAAUGUAAGAGUGGAACUCAUGUCAAAUAUCUCCAAAAGAAGGUGUGACGUUUUUUUUGUUUCAAAUGUGAAGAAAAGAUGUCAAUGUUUUUGAAAAAAAUGUGAAUGUUGUCCAAACUGAUGGUGUUAAUAUUUAGUAAAAGCAUGAAGCCAACACAAUGCAAUGAUCGUACUUCCAGAUGUAAUGUUGAUCCCUCCAAAGCUUCAGUCUCUGUGUUUUAAACUCAGAGAGGAGGCUCCUAAACUAAAAGCACAUUACACUGUGGACCUGAUGAAGGCGUUGGAUGGAAAGUCAGAUGGUCACCAAACGUUUUGCAGUUCCGACAGAGUGUCGUUAGAACAACAUUUCCCCUUUGAUCAAUGUCUCCGGAAGGGGCUCAGUGUCAGUCGAAGUCAUUUACUAAAUAAAAAAAGUUCCAAAUCCUCGAUGAAGCCACGUAAACGGACUGAAACCACACCGGAGGAAACAGGACGAGCCUCUGCAGCAGAUCAGAGCGGGACAACAUCUCUAAUAAAACCACAAGGCGUCAGCUACUGACUCCACUCCUUUAGAAACACACCAGCUGAACUCACGGGGGCGGGGUUCAUUUAUAUCACUUAUUCAUGUAUCAGCUGGGAUGAAUUCCAGCAGACCUAACACAAACAAAACCCCCCAACACUUUACUUUAUCUGACAUUCAGAGUGGAAACCAAUCCUGUCUUGACUCUGUGAAACCCUGAUCCCCUUCAGCUCAAUAUCUGAGACACCGCAGCUGUUGUUCCUUCCGAAUCCUGCGGUUGUCAUGGCAGAGUCUUACAACGUUCAAAGGGUCAUUUAAGUCGAGUCCUCGUGUAGUGCGCCAUACAAAUCUAAAGAAGUGAUGGUUCUAUUAAACUGACUGAACAAGAGGUAUACAAAGCCGCAGUACACGAUGCCACCGUCAGGAAGUAGUAGUAGUAGUAGUAGUGGUAGUAGUAUUGGUAGUAGUAUUGGUAGUAGUAGUAUUGGUGGUAGUAGUAUUGGUAGUAGUAGUAUUGGUAGUAGUAUUGGUAGUAGUAUUGGUAGUAGUAGUAUUGGUAGUAGUAUUGGUAGUAGUAGUAGUAGUAGUGUAGUAGUAUUGGUAGUAGUAUUGGUAGUAGUAGUAUUGGUGGUAGUAGUAUUGGUAGUAGUAGUAUUGGUAGUAGUAUUGGUAGUAGUAUUGGUAGUAGUAGUAUUGGUAGUAGUAUUGGUAGUAGUAGUAGUAGUAGUGGUAGUAGUAGUGGUAGUAGUGGUAGUAGUAUUGGUAGUAGUAUUGGUAGUAGUAGUAUUGGUAGUAGUAUUGGUAGUAGUAGUAGUAGUAGUGGUAGUAGUGGUAGUAGUAGUGGUAGUAGUAGUGGUAGUAGUAGUAGUAGUGGUAGUAGUAUUGGUAGUAGUAGUAUUGGUAGUAGUAGUAUUGGUAGUAUUGGUAGUAGUAGUAGUAGUAGUAUUGGUAGUAGUAGUAUUGGUAGUAGUAGUAUUGGUAGUAGUAGUAGUAGUAGUAUUGGUAGUAGUAGUAGUGGUAGUAGUAGUGGUAGUGGUAGUAGUAGUGGUAGUAGUAGUAGUAGUAGUGGUAGUAGUAUUGGUAGUAGUAGUAGUAGUAUUGGUAGUAGUAGUAGUGGUAGUAGUAGUGGUAGUGGUAGUAGUAGUGGUAGCAGUAGUAGUGGUAGUAGUAUUGGUAGUAGUAGUAUUGGUAGUAGUAGUAGUAGUAGUGGUAGUAGUAUUGGUAGUAAUAAUCAUGGUAUCCCCCCCCCCCCCCCCAGGAGAGGGAGGUGUGGUUCCAGGUGAAGAUCCCGCUCUCUCACAACCUGACGGUCGGCUGUGAUCACCAUGUCGACGCUGACCCGCCCCACCCUCCUCACGGUCACCCCUGCCACCCCCAGACCCCCUUCUACUAUUUCCCCAUCGACCACCAGCAGCCCCAGACGCCCUGCGGGUAACAGCGGCACGCAGAGAAACAUAACUCUGAUGGGAAGACGCUUGUCUGGAUUAAACGUGACGAUUACUGUAUACUUUUGUGUCUUUUGGACGUGGCUAAGCUCUGGAGUUAUUGGAAAUGUAAGAGUGGAACUCAUGUCAAAUAUCUCCAAAAGAAGGUGUGACGUUUUUUUUGUUUCAAAUGUGAAGAAAAGAUGUCAAUGUUUUUGAAAAAAAUGUGAAUGUUGUCCAAACUGAUGGUGUUAAUAUUUAGUAAAAGCAUGAAGCCAACACAAUGCAAUGAUCGUACUUCCAGAUGUAAUGUUGAUCCCUCCAAAGCUUCAGUCUCAUAGCCGUUAUUACUCAGCACUGUGAAAUGUUGUUGUAGAGCUAAAAGAUGUUUGAUCAGGAUACGUGUUCAACAAAUGACGGCUUUUGGACUUCACAGUCAUUUAAGAACAGUCAAGUGUUGGACAUCUCCGAGGUGAUGUGAAACGAACACAGACAAGAAAAACCUUUUGGAUUUAAAGUUUAUUAUCUUUUACAGACGUAAUAAAAACCCACAUGUAGACGAGUCUCA
This is a messenger RNA of Eleginops maclovinus (Patagonian blennie), 3436 nucleotides long. It is a transcript of the gene rnaset2l, whose product is annotated as ribonuclease T2, like. Gene Ontology annotation, molecular function: RNA binding; ribonuclease T2 activity. The record is from RefSeq and is a predicted model, not a curated record. Gene Ontology annotation, cellular component: extracellular region. NCBI's taxonomy places the organism in Eukaryota, Metazoa, Chordata, Actinopteri, Perciformes, Eleginopidae. The transcript has 8 exons. Gene Ontology annotation, biological process: RNA catabolic process. Bases 22 to 831 code for a protein of 269 amino acids.